Molecule: messenger RNA, 996 nt
Organism: Lycium ferocissimum
Lineage: Eukaryota; Viridiplantae; Streptophyta; Magnoliopsida; Solanales; Solanaceae
Exons: 3
Coding region: 1-996 (331 amino acids)
Source: RefSeq, a predicted model, not a curated record
AUGGUUGCUAUCUCAGAACCUAUGGUGCACAAGAAUAAAGUUGAAGGAUGUAAAAGAUUUUUGGGUUUCAACAACUGCAUUACCAACUCUAAUAGACAGAUUUGGUGUUUUUCGAGGGAUAGUUUCAUUGUCUCUAUCACUAAGAACCAAGAUCAGUUGAUUACCUUGAAAAUUCAGAAAAAUAAUAAUAGUCAAGAUCUCUAUGUGACUGUUGUUUAUGCAAAGUGUACUGCUGUAGCAAGGGUUGAUCUUUGGUGUAGCUUGGAAGAUUUGAACAACAAAAUUAACAUUCCUUGGUGUAUUGUGGGUGAUUUCAAUGUCAUCCUUCACCCCGAAGAGAAGAUUGGGGGCAGGCCACAUAGAAAUGCUAACAGUUUUGACUUUACAGAGUGUAUGGACUCAUGUGGCAUGUCUGAUAUUGGUUAUACAGGUUCGAACUAUACUUGGUGUAAUAAUAGAAGACCAAGGUUAGAUCACAGACCUAUGCUUUUCAGGUGUGGCAAUGGGAGUACUAAUGGUAAGAAAUAUUUUAAGUUUUUAGAUUUCUUGACUGAUCAGGAGGAUUUUAAAGAUAUUAUAGCUGCUGAAUGGAUUAUUAAUGUAAAUGGUAAUCCUUUGUGGAGGCUUCAACAGAAGCUGAAAAAUCUUGGUAGAAAACUUUCUCAAUGGUCCAGAGAUGAAAUUGGUAAUGUUCAUGAGAACACUGAUGAAAGGGAAGAUAAGAUGCAAUUCUUAGAGGAGAUUAACCUUAACAGUAGAUCAAAGGGAGAUAGUAAUACCAAGUAUUUCCACUAUGUGAUUAGAGAAAGAAGAAGAAAGCUGCAAUUACAUAGGAUUAAAAACAAGAAAGGGAAGUGGAUUACUGGAGAUAAUAAGAUUGCUAGAUGUGCUUUGAAACAUUUUGAAAAGCUGUUCAACCUGAAGAACCCUAACAUAGAUCCCAGUAUUAUGGAGUGUAUCCCUACUUGCAUUUCUGAUGAAAUAACAACUUUAUGA